AUGGAACGCGGCCACAGUCCCUCUUCAGAGCCAAGAACGACAGCGACGAAGGAGAAAAAAAGCAGCAGCGAAUUGGUGAGUGCGAAAUUGAUCGAAUGGGAGGAUUACGAGCAGGAAGUCGCGCGAUUGUGGAGCCUUUCCUCUGCUCUUAAGGAAGCUAGAGAGAAGAAGGAAGGUCUGGAGGGGAAGCUUCAUUCGCUCAAUCAGGUUGAAGCUGAGUCAUUAAGUCGAUUGAAUGUGCUUGAAGAGAUAAGGGAGAGGGUUGGCGCUAGGAAAAAGAUGAUGGAGAGCUUGUCAGACCGCUUGCAGGGUGCAGAAGAGAAAGCUAAGAAGGAAGAACAAAGACUUGGUGCAGAAGUUAGAUCGCUUUUGGUAGCAGGAACUGCUCUUUCUGUGGCUAACAAGCAACUGGAGGAAUCAAAUAGGUUACUUGCUGGAGAAAGUGGAUUUCUUCGUCACAGAAACUUGCAGAAGAUGCUUAGGUUGAGGCAACAGUUUAUGAUAUCACAGGUGUCAUUGCUUUAUUCUGUAAAGAUGUCACCUGGACGUUCGCAGGAUCAAGAACUUGAAUCACUGCCUAGCACUAGUAAAUCAGGGAGCUAUGCUGGAUCUAAACUUGUAAACCCAGGAUCCUUGACCAUUUUAGGUCUGCAUCUGACUAUGCUUCCUUUCACAAAGAUGAGCUUUUUCUCCAAUAAGAAGGAGGUCCAGAGGUCUGCAACAGCCCUAGGAUAUGUUGCUCAUGCUGUGUCACUUAUAUCCUCAUACUUAAAAGUUCCCAUCCGUUACCCUGUGCGCUUGGGUGGUUCUCAUUCUUAUAUCAUUGAUCCUUCACCUUCAAUAGAGCCCGUAUCAUCAUCAAUGGGGUCGUCAAGUACAACAUCUCAAUCCAAUGUGAAGCCUGUUGAAUUCCCCCUUUUUCUAGAUGGUCAAGAUACAACACGAGCAGCUUAUGCUGUAUUCCUAUUGAACAAGGAUUUGGAGCAGCUCUUGAAUUACAUUGGUGUCAAAAGUUUAGGGCCACGCCAUGUAUUGGCUAAUUUGAAGGAGCUUGUGAGGACAGUGCAAUCUGCGGAGUUUUUAGAAUCGUGA
Molecule: messenger RNA, 1092 nt
Organism: Linum trigynum
Lineage: Eukaryota; Viridiplantae; Streptophyta; Magnoliopsida; Malpighiales; Linaceae
Source: the annotation of a GenBank genome assembly